UUUAUUUUCGGACAUGAAGUAUUUUUCUGUUUAAGUAUAGACCUUUAUAUAUACAGUCUAUGGUAUAGACACGCCCGUCGGGUAUGAGUGACAACCACAUACUGAACACAGACAGGACCGACUGUAAAAUGAAUGAUUUACUAAUGCUGAGACCAUUUUUAUUGUAAGUGAACAGUUAAACCGAUACUCAGGGAAACUGCAUUAUUAAAGAAUCUUCACUCCCGAAGCAUGAAGGUCCUGAACAAAGACGAACUAAAGGUUGCAGAAGGAGUUCUCCUGAAGCACUUACCCAGGAGUUUAAAGGUAUACGGUUUCCUCUAUGGCAUAAACAGGAAUAAACCAAGCACACUGGAGGUAAUCGUUGAUACAUGGCCUAAUUUUAACAUCAUCAUUUGUAGACCCGACCCAAAGAACAAGCGCGCUCUGGAGUUCAUGAAAAAAGUCACGUACUACAGCAUGGAUGACCAGAUUUUAAGAAAAGUGCUGACAGAAGAAAAUGCAAUUGACUGGAGCACUUAUUUUCUUAUUGGAGGAUUUGACAUUUCUCAUGCCCCCAUCCUCAAAGAAGUGUCUUCUCACAGAGGAAUCAACAACCGAUGCUAUACUGCAGUGCGCCUUCUGUAUUUGCCAGACAGCACCCAUCUGCUCAAACCAGCAGCUGACAGUGAGCUUGAAUCAAGGAUUUCAUCUCUUAACCUUUCCCAUGUUGACUUGGUGAAUACAACCUGGAAGUUUGGAGGGAAUAAGCAGGGUUACAGGAACAUUGAAAACCUCAUCAGCAACUUCCCAUCAUGCUGCAUCACUGACGGCCAGGGUCAGCCGCUGUCCUGGAUCCUGGUGUAUGAUUACUGUGCAUUGGGCUUAUUGUACACUCUGCCAGAGCACAGAGGGAAAGGCUACGGCAAAGUCCUGGUCAGCACCAUGGCCAAGAGACUCCACUCUCAGGGCUAUCCGGUGUACUGCUUCAUAGAGGAGGAGAAUGACACCUCCUACAAGCUCUUUAAAAAUCUGGGUUUCAUUGAGGAACCCUCUUACAGGGCGGCAUGGUUGGAAUUCAACUUUUGAUUUUGUACUCAUUGUGAUCGAGUUUAUAGCUGACAUAAUAUCAGGUAAACAUUGUUUUUCUCAGUGAAUGAAUAUGGGAGCAAACUAUUCAUUUUACAAAUGUUAAAGGCUCUCCAAAACAAUGCAUCAAAACCUGUUUGGUAACAAUGGUUCCCCUAAAUAAAGACAUG
This is a messenger RNA of Trematomus bernacchii (emerald rockcod), 1235 nucleotides long. RefSeq lists its product as uncharacterized. The record is from RefSeq and is a predicted model, not a curated record. Gene Ontology annotation, molecular function: glycine N-acyltransferase activity. The coding region runs from base 229 to 1065 and encodes 278 amino acids. Gene Ontology annotation, cellular component: mitochondrion. The transcript has 5 exons. Lineage: Eukaryota; Metazoa; Chordata; Actinopteri; Perciformes; Nototheniidae.